Messenger RNA from Rhincodon typus (whale shark), 3472 nucleotides. It is a transcript of the gene uox, whose product is annotated as urate oxidase. Gene Ontology annotation, biological process: purine nucleobase catabolic process; urate catabolic process. The transcript is spliced from 8 exons. Bases 35 to 952 code for a protein of 305 amino acids. The record is from RefSeq and is a predicted model, not a curated record. Gene Ontology annotation, molecular function: urate oxidase activity. NCBI's taxonomy places the organism in Eukaryota, Metazoa, Chordata, Chondrichthyes, Orectolobiformes, Rhincodontidae. Gene Ontology annotation, cellular component: peroxisome.
UCCAUUGGACAGGGAGACCACCUGUACAAGGAAAAUGUCCAGCUCAUACUAUCCUGCUUAUCAAAAGCAGGGAGAUGUGGAAUUUGUCCGGACGGGAUACGGGAAAGAUGUAGUGAAGGUCCUCACAAUCAGGAGAGAGGGAAAGCAUCAUUACAUCAAAGAGAUCGAAGCAAACAUUCAGCUUACACUGAAGACCUUAAAGGAUUACAUGCACGGAGACAAUUCUGAUAUUAUUCCUACUGACACAAUGAAAAAUACCAUUCACGCCUUGGCUAAGCUCAAAGGGAUUCGAACGAUUGAAGAAUUUGCCCUGGAUAUAUGUGACCACUUCUUGACUUCCUUUCAACAUGUUAAACGGACGACGGUCUACAUUCAGGAGGCACCUUGGAAACGCCUGGAGAAAGAUGGUGUAGGCCAUGUACACACCUUUGUUCAUACUCAAGAAGCAACACAUUUUUGUGAAGUUGAACAGAUCGAAAAUGAACCCCCUGUGAUUCACUCUGGAUUGAAAGACAUGAGAGUCUUAAAAACAACACAGUCCGGCUUUGAAGGAUUCCGAAAAGAUCGAUUCACUACAUUGCCCGAAGUGAGCGACAGAGUGUUCUCCACCAUUGUGUAUGCUAAGUGGCGUUACAGUAGGCCCAGACAUGUCAACUUUGAUGCAGCCUGGAGUACCGUGAAGGAUUCAAUCAUUGAGACAUUUGCAGGACCUUAUGACUCUGGAAUAUACUCUCCCUCUGUCCAGAAGUCCCUCUAUGAUGCUCAGUGCCUCUGUUUGAGCAGAGUACCAGAGAUGGAAGAGAUUGAAAUGGUCAUGCCAAAUAAACAUUACUUUACAAUUGAUAUGACGAAAUUUGGAAUUCAUAAAAAUAACGAGGUUCUACUGCCUUUGGAUAACCCCUCAGGAAAUAUUUCGGGUACUGUACGGAGGAGAUUCACAUCCAAACUGUAGCAGAAGAGGGUCAAGAGAAAGAGGCAGAGAGAGGAGAGAUCAAACAUUGAUGCAUCAUUGGUGAAUCAAACACUCAGGACAAAGGUGAAAAUUUAAAAAGGAAAUGAACAAAUCUCACAUGGCCCAGUGCAAGUGGAAAACAUGGAUUAAAUUAGAAGUUUGAUCACAGGUUAAAUGCCAAACCUUUGCAAAUGUGUUUAUUAAACGCAAGGGUAGAAUGUUAAGAUAAUGUUUUAAUGUUGGAAUAAACACAGCUGUUAGUUUUGCAUUAGAUAAUCUAACAAUGGAAUUACUUGGAUGAGCACUUGAAAUGUUCAUAACAUUCAAGGUGUGGGCCAAGUGCCUGGGAUUUGGAUAGAUUGGUCAGCUCCAACUCGAUGGGCCAAAGGGCCUCUUCAGUGCUGUACGAUUCUAUGACAGGUUAGCUGCAAAAGGUCUCCUCGUACAUACAGACUGCAUCAUCCCACGGUUUUCCCAAAACGCAUCUCCUACAGUGUUCAUCAAGAAACACAAAGCACAAGUGACAAGGCUUUAACCAACACCAUUAUUAUUUUUAAAAAAAACAUCAAUGUAACAUUUUUUUCUCUUAAGCAACACGUAUAAAUACUUUCAAUGUACAUCUGUAUGCAAAUUAAGAUGACCGAUUACAAUACAAUAAGUCAAUAAAAUCUGCAGUUAUUAUACACGGAAGAAAAAAAAAUCAUAAUUUAACACAUCACACACAAAAUACUUGUCGGGAGAAGCAGUCAGCAAUUUUCUGCUGAAUAAACUCCACAUGUCUCUCUCGUGCUGUGUUCAAAUUCACACAACUAUGAGGAUGACAGUGUCACUAUCAUGUUUCAAGUUUUCAAAACGCAUACAAGUUGUAUAACACUUACACCGGUGCAAGCACAAGCUACAAUACAGGCUUUACCAUGAUAGACAAACACUUGGGUUUGAAGCAAUCUGUGCGUCUCUCUGUAGUGACCAAUGCAAAACUUUUUGGGUUCAACCUCGGGUUCCAUUGCGAACUCCGAAAAAGAGGAAGAAAAAAAAAGACAACAGUAACCCAGGAGUACGUACACGUGGGCUCUCUCCAAAAUCCCCUCCAGCUGCUUUAGGGGAUAAAGAAGUCCUUUUUAAAAUGACCUGUGAGGAUGGUGGGGUGGGAGAAGUGGUGGCUGGUUACAUUAUCAACCUGCAUUCUUACUAAUUACAGCAAAACGCUACAGAUGCUGGCAACCAGAAAAAAAAUAUACACAGAAAUUGCUGGAGAAACUCCGUACAUCUGCCGGCAUCUGUAGAGACAGAAGCCGAGUUAAUGUUUUGCGUCCAAAGAAUUCCUACAGUGCAGAAGCAGGCCAUUCAGUCCAUUGGGUCUACACCAACCCUCCAAAGAGAAUCCUACCCAGACCCACUCCCUACCCUACAUUUCCCAUGGCUAAUCCACAUCACCUGCACAUCCCUGGACACAAUGGGGCAAUUUAGCACGGCCAAUCCACCUAAGCACAUUACACAGACACAAGGGGAAUGUGCGAACUCCACACAGUCAUCUGAGGGUGGAAUCGAACCUGGGUCCCUAGUGCUGUGAGGCAGCAGUGGUAGCCAGUGAGCCUUCAUAAGUCCAGUAUCGCUAUUCUUCCGAACUUUACUGACUCUGUGCUGCAUGACUGAGGUAUACUGACUCCGUGCUGUAGUACUGCGGUAUACUGACUCUGUGCUGCAGUACUGAGGUAUACUGACUCCGUGCCGCAGUACUGAGGUAUAAAAGAGGUGACCUACUGAAACUGCAGAAUUUGCUAGGGCUUUGAACAGGGCAGAUGGUGAGAGGAUGCUCCCCCCCCCGAGGAGGGUUUGUUCACAUCAAGGGGUUCUCCCAUUCUGACAAAGAUGAGGAAAGAUUUUGUCUCUCGGGGGUCAGUAAUGCUUAGAAUUCUCUCCCUUGGAAAUUAUUGCUGGCUGAGUAACUGAACAGAUUCAAGUCUGAGACAAGGCAGAUUUUUGAUGGACAGAAGUCCAGCGUUAUGGCAGGAGACAUUAGAUGAGCAAUGAUCUUAGUGACUGACAAGAGUCUUUCUUUUUAAUUAACUUAUUUUGCUAAUCAACCUGUUCAGCUAGGUUAUUACACACCUCUGGAGCAUGUGGGGGCGUGAACUGCAGUCUCCAGGUCCAGGAGCAGGGACACUACCACUGUGCCACAAGUGGGCCCCACUGACAGUGUCUGACUAAAGGGCCAAGUGAUCUAAAUGUGUGCCUAAUUCUUGUGUUGUUUCCCAAUAAUGCAAAGUAGGGGCAUUUCAGACAGUGGUAGUGUCCCUACCUCUAGACCAGGGGACCUGGGUUUAAGUCCUACCUGCUCCAGAGGUGUGUAGUAACAUCUUUGAACAGGUUGGUUAGUGGAAAAAAAUAUAUGGUGCAGACUUAAUUGUCUACAGCUUUAUCUGAUCUAUGGUCCUGCAGUUUUUAUAUAUCAACAGAAAUGAAACUGUACAGAACUGCUAAAUAAAGAAAACAGACCAAAUAAAAAAUGAUCAAAAACAA